Molecule: messenger RNA, 2599 nt
Organism: Mytilus trossulus (common blue mussel)
Lineage: Eukaryota; Metazoa; Mollusca; Bivalvia; Mytilida; Mytilidae
Exons: 2
Coding region: 45-2249 (734 amino acids)
Biological process (GO): DNA integration
Molecular function (GO): nucleic acid binding
Source: RefSeq, a predicted model, not a curated record
UAGCGCCAGUAACUAUUAAAGGAAAAUUACUGCUCAGAUCAGUUAUGACAGGACAGAUCAUGUGGGAUGAACCGUUACCGGAAGAGGUUUACAACGAGUGGGAAUCUUGGAGAACGUCACUAUUUGAUUUGGAAACAGUAAAAUUCAAAAGGAUGUUUGUACCUACUUCAUUUACUUUAGCGAAAACAAGGAAGAUACACAUUUAUUCAGACGCAUCAGAGAAGGCAAUAGCCGCAGUUGGUUACAUACAACUAGAUGACGAUAAGAAUUUUGGUUUUAUUAUGGGAAAGGCAAAGGUUGCACCCAGUCACAGUCAUACGAUUCCACGCUUAGAACUAUGUGGAGCUUUGCUAGCAACAGAAAUAGGACAAACAAUAUCCGACCAGUUAGAUAUACCUUUGUCUGAUAUUCAGUAUUAUACCGACAGUAAAGUUGUACUAGGGUACAUCUUCAAUUCAUCACGACGAUUUUACAAUUAUGUUUCAAACCGUGUUGCGAAAAUCCACACAGUGUCAAAUUCCGAGCAAUGGUCUUAUGUGCAUACAGAUGGCAACCCAGCCGAUCUGGCAACUCGAUCAAUAAUUCCUUCGAAAUUAGAAAAUAGUAUAUGGCUAUCUGGUCCGGUGAUAAAAAAGGAUGCCGAUCAAACUAUUGAAAGAUUUUCUCUCAUCAAUCCUGACACAGAUAAAGAAAUACGUCCUGACAUUACAACUAGAAAAACAACGAGUCUCGAGAAACUCUCCUUAGGAUCACAACGAUUCGAAAGAUUUGGAAACUGGAAGUCACUUGUUAGAUCAAUUGCGCUGAUAAAGAACUUUCUUGUUAAUAGAAUCUCAAAGGAAACUAGGUGUCGAUUCAGGGAUGCAGAGAUGUUCGUUGUUGGAGUUGUGCAAAACGAGUUUUUUUCAGACGAAAUCGAUUGUAUUAAAAAUGGCAAGCCACUACAUGGAAAUAGUGCACUGUUGCAGUUAAGUCCAUUUAUCGACAAUGAAGGCAUUCUGCGUGUUGGUGGGCGUAUCAAAAUGGCAAAUGUACAACCCGAUGAAAGGAAUCCAAUCUUAAUACCUAGUAAACAUUGGAUUGCAACUUUGAUAAUUCGUUACUUUCAUCAAAGGAUAAAACACCAAGGAAGACAAUUUACAUCAGGAGCAAUACGAACAGGAGGAUACUGGAUAUUAGGUGAAAAGCGUCUUGUUUCAUCAAUAAUUUACAAGUGUAUAACUUGCCGCAAGCUUCGAAGGCAUACCGAACAACAAAAAAUGGCUGACUUGCCUGAAGACCGUGUGAUCCCUGAAACACCAUUUACAUCUAUAGGGAUUGACACCUUUGGACCUUGGUCCGUCAUAAGCCGACGCACUAGAGGUGGCGUUGCGAAUUCAAAGCGUUGGGCCGUCAUUUUUACAUGUCUAGUCACAAGAGGUGUUCACCUAGAAGUAGUGGAGGAAAUGACUUCCUCGUCGUUUAUUAACGCCUUUAAACGUUUCAUAGCUAUUCGAGGGGAAGUAAAACUAAUUAGGUCUGACAGAGGUACUAAUUUCGUCGGAGCCACUGACCAACUUGGUAUUGAUAGUAUCAAUGUAGAAGAUGGACCAAUAAAGAAACAUUUAUAUGAUAAUGGCAUAGAGUGGCAUUUUAAUUCACCUCAUUCAUCUCAUAUGGGAGGUAUAUGGGAAAGAAUGAUAAAAACAACGCGAUCAAUCCUCGACUCUAUGUUAUCUGAACUUCCUGGAAAAGAACUAUCACAUGAAGUGUUAGUAACAUUGUUAGCGGAAGUGUCUGCGAUAAUUAACUCCAGGCCUUUAACAUGUGUACCUACGGACUCUGAUGACCCAUUACCUCUCACACCUAAUCUUAUCAUCACUCAAAAGCCUAGUGUAUUAAUUCCAAAGGAUGUGUCAUUCGAUUGUAAAGACAUGUAUUAUGCACAGUGGAAGCGUGUACAAUACCUUUCGAACGUUUUCUGGAAACGUUGGCGAGUGGAAUACUUGCAAACUUUACAAGUUCGACAGAAAUGGACUCAAGAAAGAGAAAACAUUCAAGAAGGAGAUGUCGUGUUGCUUAAGGACAACCAAGUUAAUCGCUUAAGUUGGCCAAUGGGAAUAGUCACUAAAACAUUCCCUAGUGCUGACAAUUUAGUACGUAAGGUAGAAAUUCGUAUAGUGCGUACUGUGGACAAAGACUGUGUGAAACCAGCUUUCUUCAUUAGACCAGUGACAGAACUUGUGCUAUUGUCAAGGACUUAUGAAUAGUGUAGUGGCAUAAAUAGCAUGCCAGACGGGGAGUGUACUGACUCGUCCGUAAUUAUUUCAUGAUGUUUCCGAAAGUUGACUUACAUUUACUAUCUUCUUCGUUACUUUCCCCUCUUUUGUAAUUUCCCCAUAUUUACAUGCUCACGUUGAUGAUUCAGCAUCAUUUAUUGAUAUAUCUGCCAGAUUCCGGCACAGUCUUUUUACCGUUUGAUGUUCACGUUCAGUUUGGAGUUAUACUUACCUGUCAACAUUUGUAAUCAUUCAUUGAGCACCAGCAUACCUUUGUUAUUCAUGCUACAUUGUGUUAAUAGAGUGGAUUAUAUGACAAUAAAUAAAACGGUUAUCUUUAA